Messenger RNA from Dipodomys ordii (Ord's kangaroo rat), 1830 nucleotides. RefSeq names its product immunoglobulin superfamily, DCC subclass, member 3 (gene Igdcc3). Gene Ontology annotation, biological process: axon guidance; cell-cell adhesion. Bases 1 to 1830 code for a protein of 609 amino acids. The record is from RefSeq and is a predicted model, not a curated record. NCBI's taxonomy places the organism in Eukaryota, Metazoa, Chordata, Mammalia, Rodentia, Heteromyidae. Gene Ontology annotation, molecular function: protein binding. The transcript is spliced from 12 exons. Gene Ontology annotation, cellular component: axon; plasma membrane.
AUGCAUUGUGAUAAAGAAGAAUUAAACACUUGUCAACAUGAAUUUAAAAUGACAGCAAUUCAGGACAUCAGUGUGACCUUCCUGGAGUUCAGGACAUGCCAAGAAGGGCUGGGGAGGAUUGAAGCCCUGCAGAGGCCUGGGUGGUUGCUGCUGCUGCUUCCUCUUCCUCCUCCUCCUCUUGGGUUAGUACUUCGGCUUGAACCNCUGCCCGCGCCAAGCCAGGGUCUGGGCCGCGCUGCUGAACUGGCGUUUACUGUGGAACCUAGCGAUGAUGUUGGGGUCCCUGGGCAGCCCAUAGUGCUGGGCUGUAAAGUGGAAGGAACCCCUCCAGUGAGAGUCACUUGGAGAAAGAAUGGGGCUGAGUUGCCAGACAACUCCCACACCACCCUGCUGGCCAAUGGGUCCUUGCUGAUCCAUCACUUCCGGCUGGAGCGGGGAGCUAGCCCUUCAGACGAGGGCGACUAUGAAUGUGUGGCACAGAACCGCUUUGGGCUGGUGGUCAGCCGGAAGGCUCGAAUCCAGGCUGCAACCGACAAGUUUCUUCCUGGCUCUGAGGGCAUUCGUACCCGUCCCAUUGCUCUGAAGGGCUGCACACUGACCAUUUCCGGAAUCGGUCCUGAAGACGAGGCCAUCUAUCAAUGCGUGGCUGAGAACAGUGCGGGCUCCUCUCAGGCCAGCGCCAGGCUGACCGUGCUGUGGGCUGAGGGGCUGCCCGGGCCCCCUCGCAAUGUCCGGGCUGUCUCAGUAUCAUCCACUGAGGUCCGGGUGUCCUGGAGCGAGCCACUGGCCAACACCAAAGAGAUCAUCGGCUACGUCCUGCACAUCAGGAAAGCUGCAGAUCCUCCCCAGCUAGAGUAUCAGGAAGCUGUGAGCAAGAGCACCUUCCAGCACCUGGUGAGCGACCUAGAACCUUCCACGGCCUACACCUUCUACAUCAAGGCCUACACGCCAAGAGGGGCCAGCUUAGCCUCUGUCCCCACCCUAGCAAGCACCCUGGGGGAAGCCCCUGCCCCACCUCCAUUGUCCGUGCGCGUGCUGAGCAUCAACUCUUUGCAGUUGCUCUGGGAACCCUGGCCCAGGCUGGUCCAGCGCGAGGGUGGCUUUAAACUGUUUUACCGCCCAGCCAGCAAGGGCUCCUUCACCGGUCCCAUCCUGCUGCCAGGGACGGCUUCCUCUUACAACCUCAGCCAGCUGGACCCCAGUAUGGUGUAUGAGGUGAAACUGCUUGCCUAUAACCAGCACGGAGAGGGUAAUGCCACCGUCCGCUUUGUGUCUUUGAGAGGAGCAUCUGAGAGAACAGCCCUGAGCCCACCCUGUGACUGCCGGAAGGAAGAAGCCACCAAUCAGACAUCCACCACGGGCAUCGUCAUCGGCAUCCACAUCGGGGUCACGUGCAUCAUCUUCUGUGUUCUCUUCCUCCUGUUUGGCCAAAGGGGCAGGGUCCUCUUGUGUAAGGAUGUGGAAAACCAGCUCUCUCCCCCCCAAGGUCCCCGCAGCCAGAGGGACUUGGCCCUGAAUGGAGGGAGACAGGGAGAGAGGAGCCAGCUGGGCCGCGAGGAAAAGCACGUGGAUGCCAAGGAGUUGGAGCAACUGUUCCCUCCAGCCAUGGGCGGGGGGCAGCCUGGGCCUCGGACUAUGGAUCCUGCAGCCCCGGCCCUGUGUGAGGAGUCUCAGUUCUCCGUGGGGUCUCUUCACAGCUUCAGCCUUGUGGAUGGGAGGACACCAGAAGCCAGGACCCCCUGUGCAGGCCCCGAAGCUGCUCCAUCACCCCAGAAUGCAGGCCGGGGCCUCCCCCAGGAAGGACAGACCGCUGGCCUUCCCCAGCCCUAA